ACAACAUGGCGCCCGGUACCGAAGGUCUCACAGAUUUACAGAGAGAUAUUUUUACAAAAAUCAGUAAAAAUGAAGUAUGUGAGCUUAAGACAUUAUUGGCGCCGAAUAAAGUCAAAAUGGAUUUUGUUGACGAAAAUGGCAUGAGUCCUCUCCAGCAUGCCUGUUACAAAGGAAAUGUUGAAAUAGUGCAGAUGCUCCUUGAUCAAGGUGCUGAUGUAAAUGCAUGUCAACAUGAGCAUGCAUAUACCGCACUUCAUUUUGCUGCUUUAAGUGGUAAUGCUGAGUUGUGUCAUCUUCUAAUGUCUCAUGGAGCACGUUUGACAGCAAUGAAUAGCGUGGGCAGAACAGCUGCUCAAAUGGCUGCAUUUGUUGGCAAUCACAAUUGCGUAGCAACCAUUAACAACUUUAUCCCAAAGGCAGACAUAGAUUUUUACAUUAAGCCUCAGGGUUUGCAGACGGAACCCAUGCUACCACCACAUUUAGCAGAUUAUUUUCAUAAAUUCAUAAUGCAGGUCAAUGUUAAUCCUGUACGUGUGGCCAUAAAUUUACAGAGAUUUCCUACUCUCUUAGAAAAUGCUACAAAAAUACAGAAAGUACUAGAAUCUAUGCGCUACAGAGAAAUGACACGAGGUGCUGAAACAAAUGAAGUAAUGGCAUUCAAGUAUCAUUAUUUGAGUUGUGUUGUGGACGAAGUAUUAAAGUGCCAAAAACGGCAAGAAGCUAUGAAAGCAGAGAAAAACGAAAAGAGUAACGAGGAAAGCGAAGAGAAGAAAUCGGAUACUGUAGAACUUCUGGUGCGGAGGUUUUUAAAAUGCAGCAAGAACGAUGGCUUACCAGAGUAUCAGGAAGCGUUUUUGAGAGAAUCUGUGAGGGAGUUUCCAUUUAGAGAAAGUACAAUUUUUCGUCAAAUGGUUGCCACACUGGCGAGUAGAGAUCCACCGUCAGCUGUUUCCGUAGUUUCUGCUGCAAUUAAUGGACAACGCGGUUUCUCCGAUAAUGCACAGAUCUGCGUAACUUGUGGUGAAGAUAAAGCUAUUAAAAAAUGUAGUAAAUGUAAAGCGGUACAAUACUGCGACAGAGAAUGCCAGAGAUUGCAUUGGUUUAUGCACAAAAAAGCUUGCGCUAGACUAGGGCAGUCAUCUAAUAAUGGGAAAACCACGGAUGUAGAUAAAGAGCAGAUUACGAAUGUUCUUGGUUCCAGAUUACAAAAUUUAGCUGUUAAAUAAGUGUGUAUCAUGUAUACAAAUAUCAAUAAUUUGAUCAAGAAAUUAUAUGUUUAUAACAGAUUUGCUUUGUAUAUAGUCAUUCGUGUGAAUUAGCGCGUCUUUGUACGACUGUGCCUAUGGUACCUACAGAAAUUAAAUAAUAAUGUCAUUAUUUCCGUAUAAUUAAAAUCGUUGAAGUUGAGUAAUUUUUAUUUUGUCUUAGAUAUAGUCUGCUAUGCAUUUAUUUUACAGCUUUCAAUGUCGAUACCUGACAACGGCCAAAGUAAUCAAAGAAAUUGUACAUCUGAAUUGAAUCAUAAAUUCUUAAUUGGUAUGCAAACAUACAACAAAAGUCGCAAUAUUUAUAAACUAACUUUUUGUAUAUAUUUAUUUUCGGUAAAAAAAAUUGUGCACGCGUGCAAAUGAAAAUAAGAAAUAUUGUAUUAAAUGUUAAAAUGCAUGUUAAGAUGAUUAGAGAAAACAUUUCUCUACACUUUUAUAAACAUUUUUUCCGAAAUAUCUUUGUCCCAAUUAUUUUCAUUGGAUAUAUGUGCUAAAUUGAAUGUAUCUGUUAAAUAUUUUAAAAUUGUUAUUUAAACUUUUACAGUGGUCUCUGUCAUUGUCAAAAUAAAGCACGUUUACUUAUAA
This is a messenger RNA of Odontomachus brunneus, 1853 nucleotides long. Its product is annotated as ankyrin repeat and MYND domain-containing protein 2. Lineage: Eukaryota; Metazoa; Arthropoda; Insecta; Hymenoptera; Formicidae. The transcript is spliced from 3 exons. Gene Ontology annotation, molecular function: protein binding. The coding region runs from base 6 to 1226 and encodes 406 amino acids. The record is from RefSeq and is a predicted model, not a curated record.